CCUUUAAAAUAUCUUGAAUGGGUUGAGGAAAAAUCAAGUCUUGAACUGGAAAGUCCAGGAGGAAGAGCACCUGAACCCACUACCCACUGUCUCAACCCCACAAUAAAGGGGAAGGGGCUGGGUAAACAGCAGCAGGGGUCAGGAUUAGAUCACAUAAGGCCGCAUCCUGACAGCCAAAUGGUGCAGAGAACUGGUAGGUAAGGUGAAAUGCAGAGCUGGAAAAGACACCAAGGUCACAAUGGAGCUUAAGAGCUUUAAAACUACUGGGGAGUGAGAAGUGGGGAGAAAGGUUCCAGGGAGGAAGGAUGUACAGAGGUAGUUCCCUGGUCCUGUUCUAGCCCCAAACCGGUUUUCCCGGUCCCGCUGCCUCCAGCCUCAAGGCCUCCAACCCGCUGCCUGACAAGCCUUCACAAGAAGCAGCUGGAGAGAAAGAGAAAGAGAACUGAGAGAAUGGAGUGGGCUGUUCUGGCUAUGAGCCCAGGACUGCAGCUGGUCCCCUAUGGAGACCUCCAGACAUGGAGGGCUGCUGCGGGGGCUCUAGAGAAAUAGAGGUGAACCCCAUCUUUCAGUCAAGUGACAAGCAUUUGCCCCAGGACCAACUGUGUCCUUCCCCAGGUAGGUCUUGGGGAGGCUCAAGAGGAAACAGAGCUAGGCCCUAAAAACUCCCCCUUCCCAAUAUAUUCAGUGACAUAGAUUCCAUUUCUGCUCACCCCCACCCCCAACUCUACCUGGAAAGUCUCUGCUCCUCCCGAGGCUGAAUUAGGAUUGGGACCUCUCUGUGAAUCUUUCCAACUGAGCCACUGCCUUCCGUGGCUGCCUGUCUCAGAUCUAGACUCUCCCGGACCAGCUCCGCUUCACUUUGUCGGCACAGCCAACACUGAGGCUGGUUGAGUCUCAAAAGAGACUUUCUUCCCAACUCCCCAACACUCCAGACCCUUCUUUCCCUUCUACUCUUCAUGGGCCUCACCUGUGCACCGCCCGAGCGUGGACAGGGACGGUCACUCACCGAGCGCACCCCUUCUGCCACCGACCCAGCAUCUCGGCAGCCGCGGACGCCCUCCUCCCCCACCCCCAGCAUCCGGUGCCUCUCCGCCUGGCUGGGCAGGCGGGGCGCACCGGCCGAGCGACCGACUCCCAGUCCUCACCUGCUCUGCUACGGCAUCCAGGCGUCCGGCAGCUGGUGGGGGGCCCCCGCUCGGUGCCCGCCAAUGUGGGGUUCCCGGGCUCGCUCCUCGGCGCGGUGGGGAGCCGAGGGCGGGCCGGCAGAGGUGGGGCUGGCCGAGGGCGGAAACGGCCGCGACGCGAUUACGAAACCCGUCCUGCUGGGAGCCGGGCGCACAGCUCCACUCUGGACUAAGGAGGCACUGCUCUGUGAAGGGACGUGGGAGGGGCCUCGGAAGCCCCUCGAGGAGGGCCUGGCAUCCAAGCUGGACCCUCCGGAAUCGCACGAUCUCUUCGCGCGCCAGACGUUUCGGGGCAAAAGGAAGCGGAGCCCCCAAAUCCUCCGGCCCCAACCUUUUUCAGAGAUUUGCAGAAGCACGCACAGCCCCCAGUCUUCCUGUGCCCUAUACCAGAUGGAAUAGAGCUGGGUGUAUUUACCCACCGGGAGGGUGGGGAGGCAAGUCGGGAAGGAUGGAGAAUUUUUCUGAUUCUCAAAAACAGUUCGUAACCUGAAAUCAAAUUGGGGAAUAAAAGGACACUCCUCUCCUCCAUCAAUAGAGUUAAGAUAUUUAAUCUAUAAGCCUAAAAGUAGAGGACAACGGACUGCUCAUUCAUUGCACCCUCAGUCAGCAUGGGGGUGCUGGAAGAGCUCAGGAAUCUUUGCGCAGACCAAUGAGCCUACGGAGAUGCUUUAAUCCUGUCUCCCUCCCUAACGUGUUCUGGAACCUAUCAUUUGAAUUAGCCGAGUCAGGCAGGGAGGGGGCGGGGAGUCCUUCCGCCCUUCUUAGGAGGGGCUGCAUUGCAGGGGGAGACUGAGCAGACUGACUCAGUCACUGAACAGGGAGAGGGAGUGAGAAGACAAAGCCGUCAAAACCCCAGUAGCUUUCUUUUUCUCCAGCCCAGAGCAGACACCGGAGCCCCGAGGUACUCCCUCCAUCUUUGGAACACGCUCAUAAUUCAUCGAUAACAGGAAGUUAUGAGGGACCCUGUGAGUAGCCAGUACAGCUCCUUUCUUUUCUGGAGGAUGCCCAUUCCAGAACUGGAUCUGUCGGAGCUGGAAGGCCUGGGUCUAUCAGAUACAUCCACCUACAAGAUCAAGGACAGCAGCGUUGGCAAAAUGACGGGGCAAGCAACCGGAGCAGAACAGGAGAAAAACCCUGAAGGCGAUGCCCUCCUUGAGUACAGCACCUUCAACUUUUGGAGAGCUCCCAUUGCCAGCAUCCAGUCCUUCGAAUUGGACUUGCUCUAAGCCCAAGACCUCUCUCUCCCACCACCAUGCCCUCAUUGCCUGCCUUUCAAACCCCUUCCUUUCCACCCCUUUGCCCUAUCAAUCUUGCCUUCUCCCCUCUAUUGUGUUGAGGUGGUGCUGAUGAAUCUGCCAGAGUUGUGUUUUUAUUUAUUUAUUUAUUUAUUUAUUUAUUUAUUUAUUUAUCUAUCUAUCUUUCUUAUCAUUUUCUCUCGAAAUCCCUCCAAGCCAAAAAGUAAAGGGUUCAAAACAAUGGAGUACUGGGUCGCAGGGAAUCCUCCUCUUCCCCUAGAUAUUAAUUCCAGAAAUCAGGCCCGAAGAGGGCACCAGAGAGUCAUAUAGUAGUGCAAAAUGGAAGAUUGAUUUUUUUAAACUUCAUUUUGAUUAGCUUCGAGAUUGCUCAAAACCUUCUAAUUUCUGGCUCCAGGCCAGUAAACACAAAUAUUUCUUCAAGGGUUAAUGAAAACCCUGCAAGUUUUAAUUUGAGAUUAUCUGCCACAAAACUGUAGGAUUUCUGAAAGGCGAAGGUGAUGACUCCUGCUUUUUUGAUCCUGCUCCUUCUUGUAAUACUCUUUUUCUCAGAGAAAUUGGAACUAGUUAAAGGUAUAAAACAAGAGGAAAAAAAUACAUCAUGGGAGAUGACAAUAGAGGAAAGCAAUGAAUCACUUUAGAAAUACUUACCGCUCUCAAAAGGGUUACAAUAUAUAUGCUUCUUCAAGCCUACUCACUUUACAAUUUUGCUGCUGUGGGCUGAAAAUUCUAGCUGAGGAAAAUCACUGGGAUUUCAAAUCUUAAAAUGCAAUCUUGCUGACUUGUGAUAAUGUGUGGGGUUUUAUUCAGUUUCUAAAUGGCACAGGGUUUGGUCCUUAGUAUUUUAGUUUUGCUCUCUGGCAUUUGCAGUGUAGAAUAGUGAUCAAUGGGCCUCAGGCACAGUUCUUCAGCCACCUUGAGACCAAUAAAAUGAACAAUCACACUCUGAUCCUACACCUUGUUCCCACUCCUUCCAAAAUUACUUCUGGUGAUUUGUGUUGCCAUUUAAUCACUUCUUUAAUAAAGACAUUCAAUCCCA
Messenger RNA from Phacochoerus africanus (Common warthog), 3476 nucleotides. RefSeq names its product MLLT11 transcription factor 7 cofactor (gene MLLT11). Gene Ontology annotation, cellular component: cytosol; nucleoplasm. Gene Ontology annotation, biological process: positive regulation of mitochondrial depolarization; positive regulation of DNA-templated transcription; apoptotic signaling pathway. NCBI's taxonomy places the organism in Eukaryota, Metazoa, Chordata, Mammalia, Artiodactyla, Suidae. The transcript has 2 exons. The record is from RefSeq and is a predicted model, not a curated record. The coding region runs from base 957 to 1583 and encodes 208 amino acids.